CUACCCACACAAUCCAAAAGAACCUCUGGAACUUUGAAGAGACUCGGAAUUUGUUAACUCCAUAGCAAGAUGGAGAUGACUGCUCAAUCUUUGUCUUCUGCAAAGCUCCCCGCCUGCUCACCUUCCUUCCUUCAUUCAAAACCCAUUCUUUCUUCAUCAUAUUUGGUGAUCCCUUUACAGUCCUCCAAGAAUUACAGUGCUCAGCUAAAAUUCCAUAGAAUCAGAUUAAAGAAACAAAGGAAUCUUGGUGUCAUUUAUGCUUCUGAAACUCAAAGCAAUACCGUAUCAGAUGUAGCUGAUAGAUGGCUUCUUGAACCUGCAGGUGAUGGAGAUUGGAAACACAUUGGAUUUAAGGUCCAGAUGCCAGAUGCCUUUGAGAUUGCUUCUAGUGAAGUCACUGUUGGCCGUGUCCCUGAUAAGGCAGAUGUGGUGAUUCCAGUUGCAACAGUAUCGGGAGUUCAUGCUCGGAUUCAGAAGAAAGGAGGGAAUCUUCUGGUGACAGACUUGGAUAGUACCAACGGGACCUUCAUAAAUGACCAGAGGCUAAGACCCGGAGUUGUUUCCGAGGUGCCACCGGGUGGUUUUCUUAUAUUCGGGGACACUCAUUUGGCAAUGUUUCGUGUCUCAAAGCUUGAGAAUGUUGAGAGUACUGAAAGCAAACCAGAGGAAUCGGAUGAUAAAUUGGAGAGUAACACUGCAACCGAGGAAACUGCAACAGACUAAAAAAUUGCAGGAUUUUGUCGCUGAGGCAUUUAUAAAGUUAUCAUGUAGGCGAAUCUGCUAUGUCAUUUGUCCAAAAAUCUAAAA
This is a messenger RNA of Hibiscus syriacus, 807 nucleotides long. RefSeq lists its product as uncharacterized. The transcript has 5 exons. Gene Ontology annotation, molecular function: protein binding; mRNA binding. The record is from RefSeq and is a predicted model, not a curated record. Lineage: Eukaryota; Viridiplantae; Streptophyta; Magnoliopsida; Malvales; Malvaceae. The coding region runs from base 70 to 723 and encodes 217 amino acids.